UCUCUGUCGUCCGGCCGUCGGAAUUUUCGCCGCACAUCCCAAAUCCCCGGCUCCGCCACCAUCAGACACGCUCUCACUGUCGCGCCAUGCUCCUCGCCAAUCCCCUCCCGCCGCCGCGCUGCCUGCCGGCCUCCCGCAUCCGCUGCCAGGCCCCGGCCCCGGCCCCGGCCCAGGCCCACCACCAGCCCGCCGCCUCCCGCGGCCUCCUCCUCCGCGGCGCCGGCUCCCCCGUCGUCAAGCGCCUGCCCGCCGGCGACUGGCUCCUCUGGUACCACUCCGGGGCGCGCGUCGCCCUCGCCACCUCCCCCGACGGCCUGCGCUGGAGCGCGCCCGUAUCACCCGACCCGCUGCUGCCCUCCACCGACUGGUGGGUCUUCGACACCGCCGCCGUCCGCCCCGGCGACGUCCUCGUCAUCUCUGGCCCCGACGCGCCGUCGUCGUCUUCGUCCCGCCGCCUCCCGUCCUCCUCCGCCGUGUACUGGCUCUACUACACCGGCUCCAACGACGCGCGCCUCGCGUCCCCGUUCCCCGCCGCGGACGUCGCCGCGCUGCCCGGCCUCGCCAUCAGCCAGGACGGCCGCCACUGGGCGCGCAUCGAGGGAGGCCACCACACCGGCGCGCUGCUCGGGGUCGGGGAGGACCACCCUCAUGGCUGGGAGAAGCGCUGCGCGGCGGCUCCCAAGGUGGUGAUGCACGCCGACGGGGACCUCCGGAUGUACUACCACUCGUUCGACGAAAUGUCGCAGAGGCACGCGGUCGGGGUGGCGAGGUCCAGGGACGGCAUACGGUGGGAGAGGGUGGGGAAGGCGCUCGAGGGAGGCGGGCCUGGGUCGUUCGACGAAGGCGGGGUGCGGCAGGGGCAUGUCGUCCGCGACCGCGCCGCCGGUCGGUACAUGAUGGCGUACGAGGGUUUGGAUGGCAAUGGCGGGGUGAGCAUUGGGCUGGCCGUGUCGGAGGACGGGCUCAACGGGUGGAGGCGGUGCAGUGAAUCACCAGCGCUGCGCCCGUCGGAGGAUGAUGAUGAGUGGGACGUCGCUGGGGUCGGCGCCCCGUGCUUGGUGCAAAUGGAUGGGCCAUAUGAUUGGAGACUCUAUUACAUGGGCGUAGGGAAGGACGGUGAGGCUGCAAUCGGGAUGGCAUAUUCAGAGGGUCAGGGUCUUCCGAGGUUCAACAAGUGUGACGCUCUUCUCAUGUAAGGUGAGGUGUUGCUGUGUAUGUUUCAGGGAAUGUUAGUCGAUGGUGAGCUUCUGCAUGGCUCAUUCGACAAUGCUGAUCAAGUCACCAUGAUAAAAAUUUGAUGUUAGUUUUA
This is a messenger RNA of Hordeum vulgare subsp. vulgare (domesticated barley), 1309 nucleotides long. RefSeq lists its product as uncharacterized. The record is from RefSeq and is a predicted model, not a curated record. The transcript has a single exon. NCBI's taxonomy places the organism in Eukaryota, Viridiplantae, Streptophyta, Magnoliopsida, Poales, Poaceae. Bases 87 to 1196 code for a protein of 369 amino acids.